GCUCAACUACGAUAAAUAAAAUCCAGUUGAUCCAGCCAGAUCCCUCUCUACAUUUUAGGAAAAUCAAACACAAAAUGGACGCUUUGCAAUUGCAAUUGCGUAUCGCUUCAAUCUCAAUUCACAGAGAAACGUCACCGUUUCAACGUUAUCUGAACGAAAUUCCGCGUACAUUGAUUCUAUAAGUAAGAAAUCAAUUUGAAAAUUGAAAGAAAUUUAGAGUUUCCACGUAGUUGUGCACUCAAACUCAUUCGCAAUCGUCAUGGCCAAUUCCGAUCUCUCAAUGCUUUUGCCAAGGGUUCUCAUCGUUUCUCGACGUACCAUCCGCAAGAACAAAUUCGUAGAUUUUGUUGGUGAGUAUCAUCUGGAUCUCAUAGUAAGAUAUGGAGCUGUUCCAGUCAUUGUCCCAAGAGUGAGUGGAAUUCACACUCUCUUAGAAAGCUUUGAGCCAAUCCAUGGAAUUCUUCUUUGUGAAGGUGAGGACAUUGAUCCCUCUCAUUAUGAUGCAGAACUGUGUGGACUUACACCUGAAGAACUUGAGCACAUAAGACAGCUUCACUCAAGUGAUGCUGCCACUGAUAAAGAGAAAGACUCCAUUGAGCUAAGGCUUGCAAAGCUCUGCCUUGAAAGAAAUAUACCUUAUUUGGGUAUAUGCAGGGGAUCUCAAAUCCUUAAUGUUUCAUGUGGAGGCACACUUUACCAAGAUGUAGAGAAAGAGCUAUUGGAUAAAUGCCUUGAAGGUCAAAGAGUUGUUCACAUGGACUAUGAAAACUAUGAUGGUCAUCGUCAUCCGAUAAAAGUAUCGGCGAACACCCCCUUACAUGAUUGGUUUAAUGACUCUUUUGUGGAUGACAAAAUGGAGAUCAUGGUGAAUAGUUACCACCAUCAGGGUGUUAAGAGACUCGCAAAGAGAUUUAUUCCAAUGGCAUUUGCUCCAGAUGGUUUGGUUGAAGGAUUUUAUGAUCCAAAUAAUUAUAAUCCUGAAGAUGGAAAGUUUAUUAUGGGCCUUCAAUUUCAUCCAGAGAGAAUGAGGCACCAAGACAGUGAUGAAUUUGAUUAUCCUGGAUGCAAUAUGGCUUAUCAGGAAUUUGUGAAGGCUGUAAUAGCUUAUGAGAAAAAACUUAGCAGCUCAACAUUUGUGCCAAAGUACAUAAAGCUAAAUGAGGAAUUGGAGCUAAAGAGAAAACUCAUUUUGAAAAGCUUUUCAGUUGCUAGAAACAUUUACAAGUCUGAUUCUCAUAUGAUUGCAAGCCGAAGUUCUGAACUUGAAGCAGGAGCAGACUUUCUACAGGCAAAUACAGCACUGAGUUUGCAGCAGGAGAAUAGGCUAAAGCAGGUUGGUGCAACAAUUAGAAACGGUUCAGGUUAUACACACAAGAUGAAAAUGAAUCAAGUGAGGGAGAAGACUGCUAGGACUAUGAUGGCAAAUAUGUCUAUGGAACAGUUAUCAGAAUUAGUGUCCUUCUACGGAUUGAUGCAUCAAAUAUGUUCUGAGACAAUGGAUAGAAAGAUGCAUGAGCUACUCGUGGAAGAAAGUUAAUUUCCUUGACAGUAAAAUGGUAGAAUUAUAAGUGUGCAGAAAUUUUGAUAUAUGUUUGCUUUGUUUUUUCUUACUUAACAAAUUUUGAGGAAAAAAUAUAAUCUUUUUGUUUUAUUUCCUUUUGUGAAAUGCUGAUUUUUUUUUCAUAGGUUAAUAGUGUUUUUUGUUCCUUUCAAUAGGCCGGUAGGUUUUAGUCUUUGUAAUUUUUUUGGUUUGAUCUUAUAUCAUUUAAGAUCUCCAACUUUUAGUCCAUGAUGGUAUUUGAUCCUCUAAAAACAAUGAGAUGCUUGCUUAUGGGCACUAUACAUGAUGAGAUAGAUUUUAUAAACAACAUUUGAAUUUUAUUUCAUCUGUUGUUUGCUCCAUGUUUUUUUUACCCUAGAAUUUUAUGGACAGAGCAUAUAUUUCAUCUUCUCCGAUGCAAAGUGUUCGAUUUUUGGCUCUUUGUAGCAGUUGGGUUCGUGCAUGUCAUUUGGUUAAUUCGCAGUGGAAGAUUGCAGUGGGUUUGUUUUCAGAUCUAGAGAAUAAACGAAGGGAAGUAAAUGUUCAUAUGUUGACCACUUCAAAUAAAAGAAAGCUGUUAAUCUGUGGAUGUGAACAAGUGAUGAAUGAGAAUGUGGAUUUUGAACAUUGUUGCAAUCAUCUUCAUCUCAUCAAUUUUGGCCUCAUUAUCUCUCCUUAAUUCAAUACAUUUAGAUUCUGCAACUUUCUAAAAAAUAUCAUCCACAUUGUACUCAACAUAUAUGUGAAUUUCUUUUU
Cicer arietinum (chickpea) is the source of this 2296-nucleotide messenger RNA. RefSeq names its product putative glutamine amidotransferase GAT1_2.1. Lineage: Eukaryota; Viridiplantae; Streptophyta; Magnoliopsida; Fabales; Fabaceae. Gene Ontology annotation, cellular component: cytosol. The record is from RefSeq and is a predicted model, not a curated record. Gene Ontology annotation, molecular function: hydrolase activity, acting on carbon-nitrogen (but not peptide) bonds, in linear amides.